Aspergillus aculeatinus CBS 121060 is the source of this 384-nucleotide messenger RNA. RefSeq lists its product as uncharacterized. The transcript has 2 exons. The record is from RefSeq and is a predicted model, not a curated record. NCBI's taxonomy places the organism in Eukaryota, Fungi, Ascomycota, Eurotiomycetes, Eurotiales, Aspergillaceae. Bases 114 to 329 code for a protein of 71 amino acids.
GGGGUUUGUUUUGGUUUGGUUUAGUUCUCUAUCGUCGUCUUUUCCGAUCGGUCCAGUUCCGCUGAAAAGGAGCCCGGACGCACUUACGCGGAAGCCUGGCUUACUUGCUGCUCAUGCUGCUGCUUAUACUGCUGCUCUCACUGCACACUACUGCACAUACCUUAUGCAGCUUGUGGCCAGUGUGCAUCCGAGGCAAAAGGACCUGCGGACGGGAAGGGAGAGUGGUUAAUCUUUUGCCUAUUUUUGUUCUUGCUUGUUUUUUUUUCUUGUCGCAUUCGCACCGUGGGUUGAUUGAUCCUCGGUUCAGUCCAAGUCAGACAAAGAGAUAGACAAGCAGUCCAGGCACGCGGGUGGUUCGGAGCAAGGACCGGAGAGUGGAAGUCC